AUGUUGCCCAGAUCGUUUCUCAUAUGCAUCUUGGAGCUUUUAGCUGUCCGAGGUGCAUUGGGAUGGAAGCAUGUAGGAAGAGACGAGUUCAAGUCGAUUACAACAGAGAAUGAUUUGUCUUUGGUUGCGUUCGUUGCGCCUGAGACCCCAUCAAGCAAAGCCCUGGAGCCAGAAUGGCUAUCAGUUACAUCCCAAAGCUCAACCCCCCUAGUGAGCAUUGACUGCACAAGCGAGACCACCCUCUGCGCAGAGCAAGGAGUCAUCUCAUAUCCCGCCAUACGGCUCUACCGCUCCAAGAGCGAAGAAGUGAAGCGCUACAGAGGGCCGCGAAAAGCUUCCUCUAUCACGUCCUUUCUGGCCCGCGUCGCUCGCCCGACUGUCACAGACCUAACCGGGCGCCUGAAUGAUGAGCUGACGGCCUUUAAACGCGUCGACACCGACGUGCUGAUAGCCUACACCCCCUCCCUCACCAAUCCUGAUAGCCUCACCAAAAGCUUCCUAGCCCUCGCCGACCGCUACUCCGACCGACUCACCUUCGCCGUCACGACCGACACGAACCACGUCAAGAGCGAGGACGUGUGGUACACGAGCAUCGUGUGCUACAAGACGCAAGAAGGCGCCAGAGAACAAUACCCAGACCACGAGGAGGACGGCAUCGACCACCUGGACAGCUGGAUAAAGAGAGUGACGAGGCCCUUGGUCGGGCCGUUCUCGACGCGGAACACAAUGCACUAUCUCAAGGCCCGAAAACCCAUCCUCUACUUCUUCACCUCCUCGGACGAGACGCGUGCCGCGUAUGUCAAGUCCAUCACGCAGCUCGCCAAGGCCUACAGUGCGGACUUCAGCUUCGUGACGGUUGACACGGCAGAGUACGGGUACAUGGCUCUGACGCUGGGCCUGCAGCCCGGGGUGGAGCCCGCCAUGGCAGUACUGGACCCGGUGCAGCAGCAGGUGUUCCCAUUUGAGGUCCAGGGCGAGACGAUCCGGCCGGCGGCCGUGGAUAAGUUCGUGACGGAGAUUCUGAAGGGGAAGAGGAAGCCUUGGGGUCCGGACGGUGAUUUGGAAGAGGAGAGCGACGGGGAGAGCGACGGAGAGACGAAGAGUAAAGAGGAGGCGAAGAGUGAGAGCGGGUCCAAGAGCGAGGAGAAGGAAGAGGAGGUGGAGAGUGAGGAGCAUACCGAGCUUUGA
Molecule: messenger RNA, 1188 nt
Organism: Drepanopeziza brunnea f. sp. 'multigermtubi' MB_m1
Lineage: Eukaryota; Fungi; Ascomycota; Leotiomycetes; Helotiales; Drepanopezizaceae
Biological process (GO): protein folding; response to endoplasmic reticulum stress
Cellular component (GO): endoplasmic reticulum
Molecular function (GO): protein disulfide isomerase activity
Source: RefSeq, a predicted model, not a curated record